UUCAUGUCUCAUGUUGUUGGGGGAGGGGGGGAGAUUUCAUUGCGUCAUUUCACAAAAAUGAAAUUCCAAGAAUUUCUGGGGUUUGAACGUUAGUUUACUAUUUUCGUUGAGGCUAGAACGGAAUAUCUUGAAAUAAGUCAUGAAAUAAGUUGAGGGGAAAGACUUUAUUUUUGCGGAAAACAGAAGUUUAGGGGUUUAAAGGUGUUUUUUUUAAUUUAAACGGUGAUGACGAUAACUAGGUUAUGUUUACGAGAGUGAGAUGUACGUGAUGGAGAGUUGACGGGAGUUUGGGGGAUUGAAAGUGAUUUUGGGGCUGAGGGUGAUUACCGGGGGAUGAAGAUGAAGUGUAAUGAGAAGGAAUUGAUGGAUGCGAGCCGAGGGCUGUCGCAGAUGGAGGGCAGGUUGCAGCACAAAAGGGCGCAUAAAUCGGUCUUCAAAGAGCGUUGGUUCAAGCUCCGCAGCAACCUUCUCUUCUACUUCAAUAUAACCGACCUGGGUCAGAUAGACGACAAGCAGCCAGCAGGAAUAAUAAUCCUCGAGAACUGCAAGAUAAAUUCAGACGUGAUAUCUGAGGGUGCCUUCGCCUUCAGCAUUGUGUUUCGUGAUGAACACGACAAAAGGCACAUUUUCACAGCGAGAACAGAGGACCAGGUGAACCAGUGGGUAACAGCCCUGCGCCAGGCCAGCUACGAGUACUGGAGAUCACGACUGAUAACCCUUCAGGAGAGAUUGUCCAGCAGAACUGGCACUGAUCCCCUCCUCAUGUAUCCUAGGAAUCAUGGGAUUGUGAGGGACGAAGCAUGGAGUCAAACCUCCAAUUUCCGGUCUCACAUUCGCGCAUUCACCAGCACAGCCCCCACCAUCCCCAGCAUUGUGACAAAGGAAACUAAAAAUCUCAUAGAAUUAUUGUAGUAACCAUCAAGUAUUUUUCAACGUAAAUAUAUUUAUUUUUCUUGGAAA
Diachasma alloeum is the source of this 960-nucleotide messenger RNA. RefSeq names its product pleckstrin homology domain-containing family J member 1. Lineage: Eukaryota; Metazoa; Arthropoda; Insecta; Hymenoptera; Braconidae. Bases 334 to 912 code for a protein of 192 amino acids. Gene Ontology annotation, cellular component: trans-Golgi network; recycling endosome; early endosome. The record is from RefSeq and is a predicted model, not a curated record. The transcript is spliced from 2 exons. Gene Ontology annotation, biological process: endosome organization; retrograde transport, endosome to Golgi; receptor recycling.